Messenger RNA from Theobroma cacao (cacao), 3210 nucleotides. It is a transcript of the gene PIP5K2, whose product is annotated as phosphatidylinositol-4-phosphate 5-kinase 2. Gene Ontology annotation, molecular function: 1-phosphatidylinositol-4-phosphate 5-kinase activity; ATP binding. Gene Ontology annotation, cellular component: plasma membrane. Gene Ontology annotation, biological process: phosphatidylinositol phosphate biosynthetic process. NCBI's taxonomy places the organism in Eukaryota, Viridiplantae, Streptophyta, Magnoliopsida, Malvales, Malvaceae. The record is from RefSeq and is a predicted model, not a curated record.
UCAUUUCAUUUCAUUCUCUUUCUGUCCUCUUUUUCUCUUUCUCUCUUCUGCGUUGUUUGUGUUUGUAGGAUUCCCAUUCCCACCUAUUUCUCCGAACACAAAAGCACAAAAAAGACAACACAAACAAAAGAAAGGAAAAGAGGAAGUUUUUAAACACGGCAAAAACCAAAACAAAAACACAAAGGAGAAGGAGAAAUUUCGAGACCGUUCGCCGUAAAUGCUCAUCUCUCCGGCGUCGUUUCAAGUUAUUUACUCCCAUUCUGUUUCGGAAAUGCAGUAGCCAUCAAGUUGAGGAAGAAAACGAAGAGAUAAAUAUUAUAGAGGAUAGAGAAGUUCUUUUUUCAGUGAGGAAGGGAAGAGUUCAAAAAUGCACGAAGCACUUUUCAAUGAGCAGAGCGACGUAGUUUUAAACUCCAAGAAGAAGAAAUCCGACGACGAGAAAGACCAUCUCUUAGUUGCUGUAACAACUCCUAUGGCUCACCAGCACCGGAGCCGAUCUCAAGCCACAACGCGGCGCGUGACUCCCACGACUACCGCCACAGCCUUCGUAGGUACGGGUGCUACCGUCGAGAAACUCCUUCCCAACGGUGAUCUGUACAUCGGUAGCUUCUCCGGUAACGCGCCUCACGGAUCGGGAAAGUACCUUUGGAAAGAUGGAUGCAUGUAUGAAGGCGAGUGGCGUCGCGGAAAAGCGUCGGGCAAAGGGAAGUUCUCGUGGCCUUCCGGAGCCACUUUCGAAGGCGAUUUCAAGUCAGGUCGGAUGGAAGGAUUCGGGACGUUCAUCGGAUCCGACGGCGACACUUAUCGUGGGUCGUGGAGCUCUGAUCGAAAGCACGGGUACGGCCAUAAACGUUAUGCUAAUGGGGAUUACUACGAAGGAUCUUGGAAGAAAAAUCUACAAGACGGACACGGCCGUUAUGUUUGGAGUAACGGGAACGAAUACGUCGGGGAAUGGAAAAAUGGGGUUAUCAACGGUCGUGGAACGCUGAUUUGGGCAAACGGAAACCGGUACGACGGGCAAUGGGAAAACGGAGUACCCAAAGGAAGCGGGGUUUUCUCUUGGCCGGACGGAAGUUGUUAUAUCGGAGCGUGGAACGAAGAUAACAUGAAGAAAAUUCAACAGUUAAACGGAACGUUUUACCACGGGAACGACGGUAAAGAGCAUUGUCUAAAAGGAGGGGAGAGUUUGGUGGUUAUGCCGAGGAAAAGAUCGUCGGUAGAUGGAAGGGGAAGCUUAGGGGAAAGGAAUAUGAAUUUUCCUAGGAUUUGUAUAUGGGAAAGUGAUGGUGAAGCGGGGGAUAUUACUUGUGAUAUAAUUGAUAAUGUGGAAGCUUCAAUGAUUUAUAGAGAUGGGUUAGGAUUAGAUCGAGAUGGGUUUAGGCAAUUUAGAAGGAAUCCUUGUUGUUUUAGUGGGGAAAUUAAGAAGCCAGGACAAACGAUUUCGAAAGGCCAUAAGAAUUAUGAUUUAAUGCUUAAUUUGCAAUUGGGUAUCAGGUAUUCUGUUGGGAAACAUGCUUCAAUUUUGCGGGAUUUGAAGCCGAGUGAUUUUGAUCCCAAAGAGAAGUUCUGGACGAGGUUUCCAGCUGAAGGUUCAAAGCUAACACCUCCUCAUCAAUCCGUGGAGUUUCGGUGGAAGGAUUAUUGUCCAGUGGUAUUUAGACAUUUGAGAGAGCUAUUCCAAGUAGAUCCUGCUGAUUACAUGCUAGCUAUCUGCGGCAAUGAUGCCCUUAGGGAACUUUCUUCUCCGGGGAAGAGUGGAAGCUUCUUUUACCUUACUCAAGAUGACAGAUUUAUGAUAAAAACAGUAAAGAAAUCAGAAGUCAAGGUGCUUAUAAGGAUGCUUCCAAGUUAUUACCAACAUGUUUGUCGGUAUGAAAAUUCCCUUGUGGCAAAAUUCUAUGGCGUUCAUUGUGUCAAACCCAUUGGUGGCCAGAAGACCCGUUUCAUUGUGAUGGGCAAUUUGUUCUGCUCGGAGUACCGAAUUCAUAGACGGUUUGACCUUAAAGGAUCCUCCCAUGGCCGCUCAACUGAUAAGCCAGAAGAGGAAAUUGAUGAAACCACAACCCUAAAAGACCUGGAUCUCAAUUUUGUGUUUCGCCUGCAAAGAAACUGGUUCCAGGAGCUUAUGAAGCAAAUUGAUCGAGAUUGUGAGUUCUUGGAAGCUGAGAGAAUUAUGGAUUACAGUCUUUUGGUUGGAUUACACUUUCGUGAUGACAAUAGAGGUGACAAAAUGGGUUUGUCACCAUUUCUCUUGCGCACUGGCAAAAAGGAUUCAUAUCAAAAUGAAAAGUUUAUGCGUGGCUGUAGAUUCCUUGAAGCAGAGCUUCAAGACAUGGAUCGAAUAUUAUCUGGCCGGAAACCAUUGAUUAGGCUAGGAGCAAACAUGCCAGCAAGAGCAGAGCGAAUGGCUAGAAGAAGUGAUUUUGAUCAGUAUACUCAGGGUGGAGUCAGUCACUUUUCACAUAGUGGUGAAGUUUAUGAAGUAGUAUUAUACUUUGGCAUCAUUGACAUCCUCCAAGAUUACGACAUCAGCAAGAAAUUAGAGCAUGCAUACAAAUCCCUACAAGCAGAUCCUACUUCGAUAUCAGCUGUUGAUCCAAAACACUACUCAAAGAGGUUUCGGGAUUUUAUAGGAAGAAUUUUUGUGGAAGACAGGUAGCAUCAUGAGAAGGCAAAUUUGGAAUAAAAUAUCUGCCUCUGAUAAGUUAGAGAAAACGCCACUUCAUCUUGACUGCACCAUUCUGGAGUGCCACGCUGGGAAAUAUGCAGGUCCUGUUACUAUCUUUGAGCGAAUACUCCAUGGGGACACUGAACAAGCCACUGACUGUAAAUUUGUGGGAGAGCUCGGGCGGCAGCAGGGUUAUUGAGGAAAUGCGGAUGGCUGAAUUUUGAGGAUCAGCCAUCACCAUGAUGUUGAAGGUGCAGGCGCUUUGUACAUUCGAAGGGGAGGGAAAUUUGGAUUCUGAUGAUUUCCUUUUUGAAAAAAAAAUUAUUUUUCCUUGUAUUUUCAUUUUUCUUUUCUUGGGUGAAAUUUUUGUGGUAAACGAGGAAUGUGAAUUGUGAAGAUUUGAAAGAUAGGUAGUAGGGAACAGAGACGAUGUUUCCCAGAGAGAAGAUUCAAAGUGGGAGGAGACUUGGAAUAAGAAAGUGUACAGCUUAUAGAAGGAUGGAUAGUUUAUGGAAUUUCAUGAAUUUUUUUUCUGUGAGAUA